GCGCCCGGCCGCCCGUGACGCGCCGCUGCCAGGCCCGCUCGUCGGCGAGCCCUAGCCGGCGCGGCUCCGCGGCUCGGAGAUGAGCAGGUCCGUGGCGCUGCUGCUCUGCCUGCUGAGCUGCCACGUCUGGAAGGCGGUGACCAAGACGCUGCGGGACCCCGGCGCUGGAGCCCAAGAGGUCACGCUGAAGGUGCACAUCAGUGACGCCAGCACCCACCAGCCCAUUGGGGACGCGCUCAUUGAGGUUUUCAACAACCAGGUCUCCAUUGCAUCUGGCACGUCGGGGACAGAUGGCGUCGCCUUCAUCAAGUUCCAGUAUAAGCUGGGCAGUCAGCUGGUGGUCACUGCCACUAAGCAUGCCUACGUGCCAAACUCUGCCCCGUGGAAGCCGAUCCGAUUCCCCGUAUUUUCUUCCCUGAGCCUUGGCCUGCUUCCAGAACGAUCUGCCACACUAAUGGUGUAUGAAGAUGUUGUCCAAAUUGUAUCUGGAUUCCAAGGUGCCCGGCCGCAGCCUCGCGCUCACUUCCAGAGAAGGUCCCUGAGAUUGCCGGAGAACACCAGCUACAGUGACCUGACUGCCUUCCUCACGGCUGCCAGCUCCCCCUCGCAGGUGGACAGUUUCCCUUACUUGCGAGGAUUAGACGGAAAUGGAACAGGAAACAGCACUAGGUACGACCUGACCCCGGUCACGGCCGUCAGCGUCCACCUGCUCAGCAGUAAUGGAACGCCGGUGCUGGUGGAUGGGCCCAUCUAUGUCACCGUGCCCCUGGCCACACAGAGCAGUCUGAGGCACAAUGCCUAUGUUGCAGCGUGGCGGUUUGACCAGAAGCUGGGAACGUGGCUGAAGAGCGGUCUGGGCCUGGUGCACCAGGAAGGCAGCCAGCUGACGUGGACGUACAUCGCCUCCCAGCUGGGCUACUGGGUGGCAGCCAUGUCUCCUCCCGUCCCAGGUCCCGUUGUAACACAGGACAUAACCACGUAUCACACGGUGUUUCUUUUGGCCAUUUUAGGAGGAAUGGCUUUCAUACUUUUGGUUUUGCUGUGUCUCCUUUUAUAUUAUUGCAGGAGGAAGUGCCUGAAGCCUCGUCAGCACCACAGAAAACUGCAGCUGCCAGCGGCCCUUGAGAGUUCCAAAAGAGACCAGGCCACGUCCAUGUCGCACAUCAACUUGCUGUUCUCUCGGCGGGCGUCUGACUUCCCCGGGCCGCUGUCUGUCGCCAGCCACGGCCGCUCCGAGGCCCCAGGCGUGCAGGAGCGGAGGAGUGGGGUCCCCCUGGACAUGGUGUCUCCUGGCGGCGAGGGGGACCUGCACACGCCCAUGCUGAAGCUCUCCUACAGCACCUCGCAGGAGUUCAGCUCCCGGGAGGAGCUGCUCUCUCACAAGGAGGAGGAGAAAAGCCAGAUCUCCUUGGAUAACCUGACACCCAGCGGGACCCUGGGGAAGGACCAUCAGAAGUCUGCGGAGAUCUUCCCUUUAAAGGCCAGGAAACCCGCGGAGAGGGACGGCUAUGAGUCCCCUGGCCACGAGGACUACCGGGGUAGCUACAAGGCCAUGCUCUCCCAGCCUUUAUUUGAGAAGCAGGACCGAGAAGGUGCAGCGUCCACAGGAAGCAAGCUGGCCACUCAGGAACACAUGUACCCCCCGCCCUCAUCUCCUGAGAAAGAGCAGCUGCUGGAUCGCAGACCCACUGAAUGUAUGAUGUCGCGAUCGGUGGAUCACCUGGAGAGACCCACAUCUUUCCCGCGGCCAGGCCAGCUGAUCUGCUGUAGUUCCGUGGACCAGGUCAAUGACAGUGUGUACAGGAAAGUGCUGCCCGCCUUGGUCAUCCCUGCACAUUACAUGAAGCUGCCCGGGGACCAUCCCUACGUCAGCCAGCCUCUGGUGGUGCCAGCCGACCCGCAGCUGGAAAUCGAACGGUUGCAGGCUGAGCUCUCCAACCCGCACGCGGGCAUCUUCCCGCACGCGGCCUCUCAGAUGCAGGGCCAGCCCUUGUCUUCCCAGGCCAUCUCACAGCAGCACCUGCAGGAGGCAGGCACCCGGGAGUGGAGCCCUCAGAACGCGGCCAUGUCCGAGUCACUGUCCAUCCCGGCAUCCCUGAACGACGCGGCUUUGGCGCAGAUGAACAGCGAGGUGCAGCUCCUGACCGAGAAGGCGCUGAUGGAGCUGGGCGGCGGGAAGCCGCUCCCACACCCCCGGGCGUGGUUCGUCUCCCUGGACGGCAGGUCCAACGCUCACGUUAGACAUUCUUACAUUGAUCUCCAAAGAGCUGGAAGGAACGGAAGCAACGACGCCAGCUUAGACUCUGGCGUGGACAUGAACGAACCAAAAUCGGCCCGGAAGGGAAGGGGGGACCCUUUGUCUCUCCCGCAGAACCACCCACCCGUGCAGGAGCAUCCGCAGAAAGAGCCCCGCGCCCAAGACAGCAGCGCCUACACGCAGCUCGUGUACUUGGACGACAUGGAGCAGAGCGGCAGCGAGGGUGGGACCACGGUGUGCACCCCCGAGGACAGCACGCUGCGGUGCUUGCUGGAGGGGCCCAGCCGGCGCAGCGGGGGCCAGCUGCCCAGCCUGCAGGAGGAGACCACCAAACGAACUGCCGAUGGUCCCUCCGAGACGCUGGCCAGCCCCCACCCUAGAAGGUCUGCUCACGACGACGAUGACGAUGAGGACGAGGAUGACGACCAAGGAGAAGACAAGAAAAGCCCCUGGCAGAAACGGGAGGAGAGACCGCUGAUGGCAUUUAACAUUAAGUGAGCUGCCUCAGAGCUGCCAACCGUGGAAUUUAAAAUUGCCAAAUAUCCUUUCUUGUGGAAGCGCCUACCCGUGUGUGGGAGGAGGUGGACCCGCAGCAGCUGCGGGAAGUGGAGGCUCACCGCUCCCCGCAUUUCUGUUUGCGGUGCCCACGUGCAAAAGGAAUUACAGUUACCACUCAGAACACCAGAUGACCUCCAUGGGUGCCACACCUCCCAGCAGGUGGCUGGAAGCACGUCUGCAUGUGGUGGACGGACGGGACGUGUCCACCGCCAGAAACACUGAAAAACCACACGUGAUGUCGCUACGCUCUACCGAUCACCUCAUUUCUCCCUAGGAUUCUGGGAACAGAUGAAACUCUUUGCAUUGCUUGAAUCAGUUUUAUCACCGUGAUGCUACUGUGAAGCUAUUUACUGAGAAGUUAGGUUGCCACUUAGUGUCUCGAGACGUAGGCAUUAUCUCAAAGGAAAGCUAUGCAUCGCUGCUUCGUUGUCUUACUUUGCUUAGGUUUUGCUUUGCUUAGGUUUUGUUUGGGGGUUUGCGUUGAUUUUUGUGAGACCAUUUGGUUGUGCAGAUUUACUUCCUUCAUUUGAACCCGUUCUGCUUCUCAGCGGUUUUGUUGCAGUGUCUCUCCUCGGGAGCUCCUGAGUGUCAUCUCUGAACACCCAAGCUUUGUCAUGAAACCGUACUGAACUUUCUGUCAGCUUAGAGUCCUUCAAUCCUGGUCCCAUUAACUCCAAGUGCCUUUUUUACAGUGACGACAGACAGCCCCUCACUUGUCUUUGUUUUUCUCUACCCUCUUGAUUGAACUGCCUAGAUUUUAUACAGUUACGGAAGGAGCCCCUGUCCUUUAACUGCAUGCUGCCAAGUGCCGUUUGUGCUCAGCAUUCCCGCUUGUAGGAGGUGUGCUCGCCAGUCCCCACGCAGCACGUGGGUUCUGUCAGCUGAGACAGGCGAGAGGCCAGGUAGAGCCGCCCUCCCCGCCGCUGUCCCUCGGGCCACCUGCCGCCGUGAGGGUCUUAGUGGCUGUUUGUAUAUACGGUUACGUGUUAACUCCGGAAUCCCAUGGGCUGACCUUGCUCAGCAAUCCUGAGAGCAAAGACUGAGCAAGUAGACUGAAUGUGAGUGCUGGAAAGAUUCUUAUGUACUACCCAGAAGUGCCGGAAUGACUCCUCUGUGCAUUCUCCUUAAACAGCUGCUUGGUUAUCCAAAAAUGAAAAUUCACAAUAAACUCUGGAGACAGAGAAAAAACAACAACAGCAGUGUUUUUGUGGUCAUUUUAAUUCAU
Molecule: messenger RNA, 4040 nt
Organism: Lepus europaeus (European hare)
Lineage: Eukaryota; Metazoa; Chordata; Mammalia; Lagomorpha; Leporidae
Gene: FAM171A1
Product: family with sequence similarity 171 member A1
Exons: 8
Coding region: 80-2755 (891 amino acids)
Biological process (GO): stress fiber assembly; regulation of cell shape
Cellular component (GO): plasma membrane
Source: RefSeq, a predicted model, not a curated record